GCCCGUUAAGCGAAAGUUUUUUAUAUUCUACCAAGGACUAUUUUGAACCAUUUGACUAUUAUCUUUGUAAGCAAUUCUAAAGCGCUAAAAAUUAAAUAAGAAGGUCAUCAGCUAUAAGCGUAUUUAGCUACGAGAAAUGAUUUUUUGGAUAAUACCAAUUUUGUGGGUGACUGCGUAUGUGUAUUUUUAUAUCAAAGCCAAGUGUGAUGAUCCAGCAAUGACUAGGGUUAUGAUUGUCUUAGGAUCUGGUAAUGUUUAUUUCAUACUUUAUGUUAGGUGGACACACUGCUGAAAUGCUCUCAUAUACUUCUGUAUUGACUUGUAAAUUUCAACCACGUUUGUAUGUUAUCGCGACGACUGAUUCUAUGAGUGAACAAAAGGUUUUGGAUUUAGGGGACAAGUGUGAUAUUAAAUUCAGCAUAAAGCGCAUACCAAGGGCUCGAGAAGUAAAACAGUCAUACGCUAGCAGCAUCUUCAGUACCUUAGUGUCUUGUCUAUCUGCGUUCCCCAUCGUCACAAUUUUUAGGGCGAAAUUGACCUCUAGGAACAAAUUUUUUAGCCAACUCAGUCAAGUAGAUCACAAAAGUGAGUUGGGCCGCUAAUUUAAGCUAACUGCUGUGAUUAAAUAGGUACUAGUUGAUUAAAUAAAAGUCAUCAUUCGUAAUCUGGACCAAAUUAAACUUCCACACGACUAUGACUUACAAACUGUAGUUGCUCAGUGCGAUCAAUUGUCCUUAUUAUGACAAUACAUGGAUAGUUACUGCAUAGAUCAACAAAAAAGUAUGUGACUAAAUUGUAUUUUUUCUACGGGACACUUCAGUUCCUGAUGAUAUUUUUUAUUUAUUUAUUCAUUUUGAGAUUUAAAAACUGUUAUAAUCCUUGUAAACUUAAUAUAUUUAAGCACAUAUAUCCUUUUCAAACUGGUACUUCCCGUUGUAUAUGCUUUUAUUGUUCAUAAGAUUGUUAUCAACUCAUUUAUGUACUCAAUCCUUAGUACAAUCUGCAUUUCACGUAGAUUUUGUGUAAUGGUCCUGGGACAUGUAUCCCCAUAUGCUUCGUGGCUAUUUUACUCCACGUACUAAAAAUCCAUUCAACUCUUAUAAUUUUUGUUGAAAGUAUUUGUCGUACCAAAACUUUAUCAUUAUCUGGGAAAAUUUUAUACUAUACUCGUUUAGUAGAUGUAAUUGUUCAGUGGCCAGAAUUGAAGACAAAAUAUCCAAGAUCAAUUUACUUAGGACUUUUAUCGUAAACUACUGCAUCCAAACAUCCUUGUUAUAUGACUUGCAUCCAGAGCACUUUUCUUUUUAUAUUUAUAAUAUGUGUUUUUUGUUCUAUACGAUCAUCGUUUGAGAUUCGAAAUACAUUUUACAUUUGGUUAAAAUAAUUAUCACUGUUAGAUCAAAAACGGGGAAUGAUUGUACACCUAUAAACGAACUAUUUUAUUUCAGAAACGAUAAUUAAAGUUUU
This is a messenger RNA of Schistosoma curassoni, 1467 nucleotides long. NCBI's taxonomy places the organism in Eukaryota, Metazoa, Platyhelminthes, Trematoda, Strigeidida, Schistosomatidae. The record is from the annotation of a GenBank genome assembly.